AUGGCUACCGUUUUUGAUAGCCCUUUCAUCCGACAACGUCUACAUCGUUUGCGGCAUCGUGAUUUUGACUUAGACGAAGAUCAAAGAUUUGGCCGAUGUGAUUGUACAAGUUAUUCCUAUUUCGUGCUGUCGAUGGUUCUAUUUUCUGUUGGUACUGUUAUUACAGUACUAGCCUUAGGAGACACAGAUGGCUAUAUAUUAAGCAACUUAGGACACAUGUGGCUGGUUGGACCUAUAUUUAUUUGUUCUGGAAUGAUGGUUGCUGUUAAAAGUAUGUUGUAUUUACGUAGGAAGAGUGUUAUACAAAUGCUGCUCCACCAGCGUGCAAUUAUAAGGGAUAUGGCAGCUGUACAAGCAGAACAGGCAUUUGGUGGUCAGGUACCUAGAACUGCUUCUAGUGCAACUUUGCCUCCAUCCUAUGAUGCUUUAAUAACAAAUGCUGCAUCAAGUAAGCCCCAAGCAUCUAGUUCUGAACCACCCCCACCCACAUAUGACGAAGCUAUGUACCUUAUUGGUGAUGAAAAAUUUAGAAUGGAAAUUAAGAUAGAUAACAGUGCAAAACAAGAGACCAGUAACCAAACCUCAAGUUCCAAUUCUGAAAACAUCAAACCAUAA
Molecule: messenger RNA, 615 nt
Organism: Parnassius mnemosyne (clouded apollo)
Lineage: Eukaryota; Metazoa; Arthropoda; Insecta; Lepidoptera; Papilionidae
Source: the annotation of a GenBank genome assembly